UAGCUCACUGAGUAACGGCAGUGUGAACAUCUUCCAUAGAGAAAACGGACGGGGUGGUUAUAGUUACUCAUCAUUCUCCAUUGCUCCAUUCUCCGCAUACACUCACAACCCGCUUUUCUCUCUCAAACAUCGUCGCCGCCCUUCCCUCCGAUUCAUCUCCGUCGGCCUCGCCGACACGAAACCGUAGACGAAUAACUCCAACAAUUCUCAGGUUUGAGGCAAUGCCAUCGCCGGCAUUGUAAUUGCGUGUUCGGUAGAUCCGUCGCCGGCAUUGUAAUUGCGUGUGCGGUAGAUCCUUCGCCGGCAUUGUAAUUGCGUGUGCGGUAGAUCCUUCGCCGGCAUUUUCUUUCUUUAAUAUUUUGAGAGGAGCACCAGGAAUCGUUUGGCACUAAAGAGAAAGUGAGAGAGGGAGAUGAAAUAAGUUCGUACUGAAGAUGGCGUCGAGGCAAAUGGAAGAGAUUCGGAAGAAAUUGGCUGACCUUAAUUACCCGAGAGCGAAUGCCCCUGCACAGUCCCUCCUAUUUGCUGGCAUGGAGCGCUAUGCCCUUCUAGAGUGGCUCUUCUUUCGGCUUUUAGGUGAUAAGUCACCCUUUUCUCAACAAAACAUACAAGGGGAUGGCCUUGAUCGUGAUGAGGAGACAGGUCGAAUUCAGUAUUUGGCUGAGAUUGCUAAGUUUCUGGGUAUUACAACAACUGUAGAUACAGAUGCCAUUCAGGGGCAUGGAAGCUAUGAAGACCGUACUGCAAUGCUUCGUCUUAUUGUAGAUCUAGUGGACGCAACAAUAUGCGCAGAUAAUCCAGAAUGGAGUGUUGACGAGCAGGUAGCCAAGGACAUCCAAUUAAUAGACUCCAUUGCAGAAAAACAAGCUCAAAUAUUUUCUGAAGAAUGUAAAUUGUUUCCUGCAGAUGUUCAGAUUCAGUCCAUAUAUCCAUUGCCAGAUGUUUCUGAGCUGGAGUUGAAGUUUUCUGAACAAUCAAAAAUAUUGUUGAAUCUUCAACAAAAAGUUGAUGACUUGGCAUCCAAGCAUGCUUACAAUCCUGAUGAGGAGUAUACUGAGGUGGAAUCCCAAUUGCGGGCACAUUUGGAAUCUUUUCUAGAAACAGCUAGAACAUUCAAUUUGAUUUACACCAAGGAAAUUCGUCCAUGGACACACAUGAUGGAGGUUCCGCAACUUCAUGGAUUUGGACCAGCUGCCAAUCGUUUAUUGGAGGCCUAUAAAAUGCUUUUGAAGUUUUUGGGCAACCUACGGAAUCUUAGGGACUCACAUGCAGCACUUGCCUUCGGUUCUUCUGAGACAUCCGACGGGCCUUCAUCUGUCACACGAAUAAUCUCUGAAUGUGAAUCUGCAUUGACAGUCUUAAAUCGUGAUCUUGGAAUUCUCUCUGCUUCCAUUGCUCGUGAACAGGUAGAGAAGAUGAACAUUUGACGAAACAUGAGAAACAAGUUAUUAAUCCUUAUUCUUUUGGAUUUUGUGAACUUGUGCAUAAUGUUCAUAUUGUUGACAUGAUGUGUGCUGAUGUGAAGUCAGCACGGUUGUCAGACUGGGUCUAUGUAAACUUGUGGAGGGUCUGAAGUGUGACACAUAGACUUCACUUGUAAACUGAGAAGAGUAUAGCUAAUACAAAAA
Glycine soja is the source of this 1628-nucleotide messenger RNA. RefSeq names its product AUGMIN subunit 7-like. The coding region runs from base 435 to 1427 and encodes 330 amino acids. Gene Ontology annotation, biological process: spindle assembly; centrosome cycle. Gene Ontology annotation, cellular component: HAUS complex. Gene Ontology annotation, molecular function: microtubule minus-end binding. NCBI's taxonomy places the organism in Eukaryota, Viridiplantae, Streptophyta, Magnoliopsida, Fabales, Fabaceae. The transcript is spliced from 11 exons. The record is from RefSeq and is a predicted model, not a curated record.